UUUUGUCAUCAAGACUCUCGCCAGAAAUGCCCGCCACAGACUCACCACCAGUCAUUGUAGCCCGCUUCCUGAAAGCAAACCAUUACAACAAGACUCUCGAAGCAUUCCUCGCCGAAGCAGGACUCCCCGAGGAAGCGGCCAUUACUAAUCCUGGCGACUGGACGAUAGAGAAAAUCCUCGAAGAGAAGAAGCAGUACGAUUCCAGUCUCGCCUUCGAGAAGAAAGGCGACGAAGCCGAUGUCGGUUGGAUAACACCAGCUCCGUCCAAGGCGGUUGAGCCGGAGGGGUUCCCUGUCACGUCAAACGUCCUCUGCGUGAGCGGGUCGAGCAGCAGAGACAAUGAGGACGGGGUUGUCUUCGUCACUGCCGCGGACCGCUCAUGGUCCAAUGUCUCGACUACACCGCCAUUUGCGCUGGCCGGCUCGAUUGAUAAUGCCCACGGAAGCCCGAUCCUGUCCAUCAGCUCUCUGGACGAAGGGUAUAUCUUCUCGACCUCCAUGUCGGGACAGCUGAUGUUACAUGAUUCGCGGGGUCGAUUGCUCGACAAAGUACGCGACCAUCUCAAAUAUGCUGUGCAGGUGGUUUCGGGAUAUACUCAUCAGGGCCGAUGGAUCGUGGCGACAGCAGGGUGGGAUCAGAAAGUCCACAUCUACGCUCCUGAACAUGAGCUCGCGGGGAACUUCCAACCAAGCACGACGUCGGACAUUGCUGCCGACGAACCUUUCAUUCACGGACUGCUUCGCGACCCGAUCCACACCAUCACAAUGCCCACGAACCCGGAAUCUAUGGUCCUGGUUCGAAAUCCAGAUACUCACGAUCUCUACCUGAUCCUAUCCCGGCGCGACUCUACGUUCCUUUACUACUACUGCAUCACACCCACGUCCGAUGAAUCUUCUUCCUCCCGGAGCAGCGAAGUCACAUACUCGGUUCAAGAGACUGGCAGGCAGAAUCUCGCGCCGCACUCCAACGCUUGGAUCGCAUUCACCCCUUCGUGUCUUGCUGUGUGCCCAGCGGAUCCUUCCCUGUUGGCCGUUGCAACGUCUCAUCUUCCACACAUGAAGCUUCUCAUUGUCCGGCUCCUCUUCCCCACGUCGACCUACAACUCUACCAAUUCCAUCGCCUUGGACAGCGAAUCCGAACCGCAAACCCAAGCCUCGCAAGCCCGCGCCGCCCUCGCGCUGCAAGACCGCGAAGACGCCGCGAUAAAACUGCACGUGACAACCAUGGCUCCACAAACCCCUUACUCUACGCCGCAGGUCGUUUGGCGACCUGGCGGGAAAGGCGUGUUUGUGAACGCGGACGACGGGGUCAUCCGCGGUUUGGACACACAUAGCGGGAAGGUCGUGACUGUGCUCAAAGGACAUGAGGUCGGGAGUAAAGUGCGGACCUUGUGGGCGGGAUGGGAGGCUGCUGAGCCUGGCACGUCCGGGUAUGGCAAGGAGAAGAAGGAGAUCCUUGUCAGUGGUGGAUUUGACAAGAAGGUGUUCUUCUGGAGGGUCCACGCUGCUUAGAUGGGUGUUUCUGACCAAGAGCAAGACACGAUAAGACGGCGGAGUUGUUGCAUAUUUCUAAAGAAUUAGAAAGGAAUUCGAUACAUGGUAGACAGCUUCUUGGCCUUGCCUUCAGGUCCAGAUCGGCGUUCUACUCUUCUGUAUUCUUUGACCUGCUUGACAUUUGCAGUUAACUGUUCCAGUGGCAGAAUGCGAAAGUGUCGGCAGGGCAAGCAAUCUGUGGCUUCGGAUUUUCCCUGGUGC
Cladophialophora immunda is the source of this 1754-nucleotide messenger RNA. RefSeq lists its product as uncharacterized. Bases 27 to 1511 code for a protein of 494 amino acids. The record is from RefSeq and is a predicted model, not a curated record. Gene Ontology annotation, molecular function: protein binding. The transcript is spliced from 2 exons. NCBI's taxonomy places the organism in Eukaryota, Fungi, Ascomycota, Eurotiomycetes, Chaetothyriales, Herpotrichiellaceae.